AUGGAGGCCAGCAGGAAGCUCAUUUGCAGACAAAGGCAAGUCCUUUUUUCCUUUCUCCUAUUCGGCUUCUCUCUAACGACUGCAGGGGAACUGAGGCGCUAUUCUGUGGUGGAGGAAAAGGAGGGGAGGUCCUUUGUAACCAAUUUAGUAAAAGACCUAGGUCUUGGGCAGCUGGAACUCUCCAGGAGAGGAGCUAAGGUCAUUUCUAAAGGUAACAAACUACGUUUGCAGCUGGAUCAGGAGACAGGGGAUUUGCUGUUAACUGAGAAAGUGGACCGGGAAGAACUGUGUGGGCACACAGAGCCAUGCCUGCUAAGCUUCCAAGUGUUGCUAGACAACCCCUUGGAUAUUUUCCAAGCUGAGCUAGAAGUCACAGACAUAAAUGAUCAUUCUCCAGAAUUCCUGAACAAAGAAGUCAUGCUAAAGAUAUCAGAAAGCAGUGUUCCUGGAGCUACCUUCCCUCUGAAGAAUGCUCAGGACAUGGAUGUAGGCCAAAACGGUAUUGACAGCUACCUGGUCAGUUCCAAUUCCUAUUUUCGAGUGCUCACUCGGAAACGCAGCGAUGGCAAGAAAUACCCUGAACUGGUACUAGACAGAGCACUGGAUAGAGAGGAGGAAGCUGAGCUCAGGUUAACCCUCACAGCGCAGGAUGGCGGCUCUCCACCCAGGUCUGGAACCACUGAAGUCCACAUUGAGGUCCUGGACAUCAACGACAAUGCUCCUCAAUUUGAGCAGCUCUUUUACAGGGUGCAGAUCCCUGAGGAUAGUCCGAUAGGCUUUCUGAUCAUCACUGUAAUUGCCACAGAUAGGGACAUUGGCGUCAAUGGAGAGAUCUCCUAUUCACUUUUCCAGGUUUCAGAUGAUAUUAGCAAAACAUUCUCAAUCCACCCCUUGACAGGGGAAGUGCGAUUGAAAGAACACCUUGAUUUUGAAAAGACUCAGUCCUAUGAAAUCAAUAUUGAAGCAAGAGACGCUGGGACCUUUUCUGGAAAAUGCACAAUUCUGACCCAAGUCAUGGAUGUGAACGACCACGCUCCGGAGAUUAUCCUGUCCGCAUUUACCAACUCCAUCCUUGAGAAUUUACCAGAAACUAUGGUGGCAGUUUUUAGCGUUUCUGAUCUAGAUUCAGGAGAAAAUGGGAAAAUAAGUUGUUCUAUUCAGGAAGAUUUACCCUUCUUCCUAAAGCCCUCUGGGGAAAACUUUUAUACGCUGUUAUCACAAAAACCACUGGACAGAGAGACUGUAGCAGAAUAUAACAUCACCAUCACCGUUGCAGACAUGGGGAGUCCCAUCCUGAAAACACAAGUCAACUUAACAGUGCAGGUGUCUGACGUCAACGACAAUGCCCCUGCCUUCACUCAAACCUCCUACACCAUGUUCAUCCGCGAGAACAACAGCCCCGCCCUGCACAUAGGCACCAUCAGUGCCACAGAUUCAGACUCAGGCUCCAAUGCCCUCAUCACCUACUCGCUGCUGCCACCCCACGACUCACAGCUGGCCCUCUCCUCACUAAUCUCCAUCAACGCAGACAAUGGGCAGUUGUUCGCGCUCAGGGCACUGGACUAUGAGUCCCUACAGGCCUUCGAGUUCCUCGUGGGCGCCACGGACCAAGGCUCACCCGCGCUCAGCAGCCAGGCUCUGGUGCGUGUGGUGGUGCUGGAUGACAAUGACAAUGCGCCCUUCGUGCUCUACCCACUGCAGAACGCCUCUGCACCCUACACUGAGCUGCUGCCCAGGGUGGCAGAGCCCGGCUACCUGGUCACCAAGGUAGUGGCUGUGGAUCGCGACUCUGGCCAGAACGCCUGGCUGUCAUUCCAGCUGCUCAAGGCCACGGAGCCCGGGCUGUUCAGCGUGUGGGCGCACAAUGGGGAGGUCCGCACCACUAGGCUGCUGAGCGAGCGCGAUGUGCCCAAGCACAGGCUGCUGUUGCUGGUCAAGGACAAUGGUGAUCCUCCGCGCUCUGCCAGUGUCACACUGCAUGUGCUAGUGGUGGAUGGCUUCUCUCAGCCCUACCUGCCUCUGCCAGAGGUGGCGCAUGAUCCUGCACAUGGGGACAGUGAGCUCACAUUGUACCUGGUCAUUGCCUUGGCUUCUGUGUCUUUGCUCUUCCUAGUGUCUGUGCUGCUGUUUGUAGGAGUGAGGCUGUGCAGGAGAGCCAGGGAUGUCUCUCUGGGUAGCUGCUCGGUACCUGAGGGCCAUUUUCCUGGCCACCUGGUGGAUGUUAGUGGCGCGGGGACCCUGUCCCAGAGCUACCAGUAUGAGGUGUGUCUGACGGGAGACUCUGGGACUGGUGAGUUCAAAUUUCUGAAACCAAUUUUACCUAAUUUUCAAGACCAUUCUCUCAGACCAGAAAUGGGAGAAAAUCCCAACUCUAGGAACGACUGGGAUUUUGGUAUUCAGUUAAAAUAAUUGCUUUUCAUCAUGUGUGAUGGGUUUUGUCAUGAACUCAAACUACUUUUCUUGCUGUGCCCAUUAUGAACUUUAAAAGCAUGCUUAAAGCUUGUGUUCAGGAUAUUCUGUCUCUGGUUUUAGGACAGUAUCUCAGCUUUUCUCCAGACUGGACGAUGAAUGUUCUAAUCUUGGUUUGUUUGUUUUUUUUGUUUUGUUU
Messenger RNA from Arvicanthis niloticus (Nile rat), 2608 nucleotides. RefSeq names its product protocadherin beta-8-like. Gene Ontology annotation, molecular function: calcium ion binding. NCBI's taxonomy places the organism in Eukaryota, Metazoa, Chordata, Mammalia, Rodentia, Muridae. The record is from RefSeq and is a predicted model, not a curated record. Gene Ontology annotation, biological process: homophilic cell-cell adhesion. Gene Ontology annotation, cellular component: plasma membrane.